AUGUCGUCCAAGUACGACGACAUUGUGCUCACAAUCAAUGGCCAAAUAGGCACUAUCAAACUCAACCGGCCCAAAACCCUCAAUUCCUUUAGCAGCAAACUCAUAGCAGAAACUAUCGCCGCCAUCCGAGUGCUUGACCAACACCCCGAUACGAUAUUUACGGUCCUCACUGGCGAGGGGAGAUUCUUCUCAUCUGGUGCUGACGUCAGAAAUUUGAUCCCCCUAGGCGAAGCUGGGCUAGGCUCUCUCAAUGACGCUGAGAAGAAACUGCAAUACCUAGGAGAAUUCAUGUCAGCCCUCGAGUUGCUCCGUAGCUUAAUCGAUCAUCGCAAAGUCUUUGUCCUAGCACUCAACGGCCCCGGCGUCGGGGGCGGUGCCGCAUGGUUUACCGGCAUAGCAGAUAUCGUUCUCGCCUCCUCCGCCGUGUAUCUGCAAGUCCCCUUCUCCGCCCUCGGUCUAGUCCCCGAGAACGGGUCGGCCAUCAAUUUCGCGCAAAGCAUAGGUGUGCACCGGGCGAACGAAUUCCUGAUGUUUGGCCGGAAACUCAGUGUUGAAGAAUUGCAGCAAUGUGGUAUGGUGAACCAUGUAUUUCCCGUAGAGGGUUUUCAAGGUCGUGUGAAAACCUUUCUGGAAGACCAAUUAAAGAUUAAUGAUGGGAAGAGUAUGAUGGAGACGAAGAGGCUGCAGAAUGAGUCGUUGAGAAGUGGGAGAAUGCUUGCUGUUUUGAAUGCCGUUAAUGCAUUGGCUGAAAGGGUAUAUCGUACUUCAAGUAGCUCUGGCUUAUACGUCGCUGAUACUGGAUAG
Venustampulla echinocandica is the source of this 804-nucleotide messenger RNA. RefSeq names its product ClpP. The record is from RefSeq and is a predicted model, not a curated record. Bases 1 to 804 code for a protein of 267 amino acids. Gene Ontology annotation, biological process: fatty acid beta-oxidation. The transcript has 4 exons. Gene Ontology annotation, cellular component: peroxisomal matrix. NCBI's taxonomy places the organism in Eukaryota, Fungi, Ascomycota, Leotiomycetes, Helotiales, Pleuroascaceae.